CGCCAGGAUGGACGUGUUCAUGAAGGGCCUGUCCAUGGCCAAGGAGGGCGUUGUGGCUGCCGCGGAGAAAACCAAGCAGGGGGUCACCGAGGCCGCCGAGAAGACCAAGGAGGGCGUCCUCUACGUCGGAAGCAAGACCCGAGAGGGAGUGGUACAAGGUGUGGCUUCAGUGGCUGAGAAAACCAAGGAGCAGGCAUCACACCUGGGAGGAGCUGUGUUCUCUGGGGCUGGGAACAUUGCAGCAGCCACAGGUCUGGUUAAGAAGGAGGAAUUCCCUACAGAUCUGAAGCCAGAGGAAGUGGCCCAGGAAGCUGCCGAAGAGCCGCUGAUUGAGCCGCUGAUGGAUCCAGAAGAGGAAAGUUAUGAGGAACCCCCCCAGGAGGAAUAUCAGGAGUAUGAGCCAGAGGCGUAAGGGCCCAGGACGGCCCCCAACCAGCAGCACAAUUCCUUCCCUGUCCCUGCCCUCCCCGCCCUCCCCUAGAGCCAGGGUUGUCCUUCUCCCCGUUCCCCCCAAAUACAAGAUCUUCCUUCCGCUCUGAGGCUCCUCCUCAGAGCCUGUGUUAGUGUCUGUCCAUCUGUCUGUUCUACCCGCCCGCGUCCAACCCUGGGGCGUGGACAGGGUCGGGGGUGCGGCCGUGGCUGGGAGCCUCGCCCCACCAGCCUUGCCCCUCCCCGCCCCAUCCCGUCCAGUGUCUGCGUGGAUGUAGCAUGUUCUAUGUGUUUUUAAACGAAGAUCGCAAAGCGAUGCCUCCUCCCCGACCCCUGACAGAGGCUCUCGGACGGGCCUCCGGGCAGCCCCACAGCACCCCACACCACUCCCACAUCGACCCCAACAAUCUUUUUUUAAAAACCAAAACUAGGAGCCCGACUGUGCCAUGCCCCCUCCCUCAGCCGGCCCGGUCCGAGCGCGGGCGUCAUGUGUCGUGACUGUGGCAUGGAGAGUCGCCCACCCCCCGUGUGAGCGUGUCCCGGGCGGGCGGGUCCGGCCGCCCCCCGCGUGUCCAUGAAUAAAGCCAAUCUGUCUAGUCA
Messenger RNA from Galeopterus variegatus (Sunda flying lemur), 1029 nucleotides. It is a transcript of the gene SNCB, whose product is annotated as synuclein, beta. Gene Ontology annotation, biological process: chemical synaptic transmission; synaptic vesicle endocytosis; synapse organization. The transcript has 5 exons. Gene Ontology annotation, molecular function: cuprous ion binding. Gene Ontology annotation, cellular component: cytoplasm; neuronal cell body; axon terminus. The record is from RefSeq and is a predicted model, not a curated record. Bases 8 to 412 code for a protein of 134 amino acids. Lineage: Eukaryota; Metazoa; Chordata; Mammalia; Dermoptera; Cynocephalidae.